Molecule: messenger RNA, 1981 nt
Organism: Poecile atricapillus (Black-capped chickadee)
Lineage: Eukaryota; Metazoa; Chordata; Aves; Passeriformes; Paridae
Product: P2Y purinoceptor 12-like
Exons: 2
Coding region: 938-1963 (341 amino acids)
Biological process (GO): G protein-coupled receptor signaling pathway; blood coagulation
Cellular component (GO): membrane
Molecular function (GO): G protein-coupled purinergic nucleotide receptor activity
Source: RefSeq, a predicted model, not a curated record
CACUGGUGUGAUCACAUCACACAGGACUCUGCACACCCUGACCACACAUCACAAUUGCUUUCAGGACUGCAAACACAGCUCCCACUUCAACACUGCUGUCAGCAACAACCAAGAGGUGACCAUCACAACAAGAACGAAUUCCAGGAAAUAAUUUCUCUGUGGAAACAAGAGGAAAUCUUGUAAAAAAUAUGUGUUAUUUACCAACUAACUUUUCCUUUGUACAAAAUCUCCUCAGCUUAGAACAGCUACAGAAGCUCAAGAACUGAAGAAAGAACUGAAUCUUCUGACAUUGAAACUGCAGCCUAACAGAAAACAGAAGCAGAAGCUAGCAGUGCAUCAUCUGGAAUCUGCAGCUGCCACUGACUAAGAAAGCAGCUCAGAGGCAGAGGAUGGUGUAAGGCUCAGGCUGGGAUGCUCAGCUGCUCCUCCUGCCUCUGCCUGCUCCGAGGGAUUCCCCAGGAACACUCCUGCCCAUGGUGAAGAGCUGGAGGGGCUGCUGAGAGCAGCCUGUGCCCAGGGCACAGCCACACCCCUGCGGGUCCCCUGCCCCAGGGGGACGUGUCCCUGCUCUGCUCCUUCCAUUGCACGGACCUGCCACAUGAACCUGCUCCAUUCUCCAAAGCAAAAGCCAAUUUUUUCUACCUUCUAGGAAGAAAUAAAGCUUUGUCAGGGAUUUGGGCAUCAAUUGAGAGCACACCACCUCCUCUGAGUGCCCAUUUCACACAGGCAGAGCCCAGAUACAGUCACAUAAACAACUGCAUCAGCACACACCCGAGAGCUGCCCUGGCCCAGCUGGGGCCCCACCAGCUGAGAGCAUUUGUUCACAACACAACAAUUCAAAGCUGACUGAAAAGGCUGAAGCCUCAUAACAUAUAAAACUCUCAUUUUGUUCUUUUUUUCUUUUCUGUUUUUUUCUCCAGUGAGAGGGAAUACUACAAUGCAAAUGAAAGCCACAGCCCAAUUCAGCUCCUCCAGGAAUGACAGCAACUGCACCAGCGACAGCAGGAUCAGCCAAGUCAUCUUCCCUUUACUCUACACAUUCCUGUUCCUGGUGGGGAUCACUAUGAAUGGCCUGGCAAUGUGGGUCUUCUUUAAAAUAUCCAGUAAAUCAAAUUUCAUCAUCUUCCUCAAGAACAUUGUCAUUUCUGACUUCCUCAUGAUCUUGACUUUUCCAUUUAAAAUCCUCAGUGAUGCAAAGCUGGUAUCCUGGGUGCUGCGAGGGUUCGUGUGCCAGGUCACCCAGGUUGUGUUUUACUUCACCAUGUACAUCAGCAUCCUGUUUCUUGGACUGAUAACUAUUGAUCGCUAUCAGAAAGCCACUUCCCCGUUCAGAACAUCAACUCCACGGAGCCUUUUAGCUGCCAAGAUCCUGUCCACAGCAAUCUGGGGAUCAAUGUUUGCUCUCUCCUUACCCAACAUGAUUUUAAAUAAUAAGAAGAAAACACCCAAGAGUGUAAGGAAGUGUGCUCUCCUGAAAUCCGAGUUUGGCUUAGUCUGGCAUGAAAUUGUAAACUACAUUUGUCAGCUCAUCUUCUGGGUUAACUUAGCAGUCAUAGUGGUAUCUUACAUCCUCAUCAGCAAGGAACUGUACAAAUCCUACAAAAGGACACAAUGCACAGGGAAGGCAUCCAAGAAGGCUGUCAAUCUCAAGGUUUUCAUAAUAAUUGCUGUGUUCUUUAUUUGUUUUGUGCCAUUCCACUUUACCAGAAUCCCCUACACCCUGAGCCAAACGAGAGAUGUGUUUGACUGCUCUGCUCAGAGCACCCUGUUCUACCUGAAGGAGACCACGCUGUGGCUGACAUCCCUCAAUGCCUGCCUGGAUCCAUUCAUAUACUUUUUCCUUUGCAAGUCAUUUAGGAAAUCCUUGCUAGACAUGCUGUGCAAGCACAGGGCAGUGUCAGGGCUCAGGGCACAGACAAAGGGGCAGAACGAGGGGGAUGACACUGACGAGACGCCGCUCUAGAUCUCAGGACUCCACACG